AUCUUAAACAUUACUUCAAUACCUUUCAUAAUAUAAUAUGACUAUAAUGGCAAACAAGUCACUAAGCAUAUCUAUAGCAACACUUGCUAUAGCAUUUUUCAUCAUGAUCAUGGUUCCAAAAAAUGCAAGUGCACAAAACUGUGGCUGUAAUGGGUUGUGUUGCAGCCAAUAUGGAUAUUGUGGUAGUGGUGAUGAGUAUUGUGGCACAGGGUGUAAAGAGGGUCCAUGUACUGGCCAAAGUUCUCCUAGUCCUACCAAUAAUGUUAAUGUAGCUGACAUUGUUACACAAGACUUUUUCAAUGGUAUAAUUAAUCAGGCUGAUUCUAGUUGUGCAGGAAAGAACUUUUACACAAGAGCUUCUUUUCUUGAUGCACUUAAUUCUUAUGAUCAGUUUGGUAGGUCUGGUUCUGAGGAUGACUCUAAACGCGAGAUUGCUGCCGCUUUUGCUCAUUUCACACAUGAAACUGGACAUUUUUGCUAUAUAGAAGAGAUUGAUGGUGCAUCAAAGGACUACUGCGACGAAACCAACACACAGUACCCGUGUGUCGCUAACAAAGGAUACUUUGGUCGUGGACCGAUUCAAAUCUCAUGGAACUACAACUAUGGACCAGCCGGACAAGACAACGGUUUUGAUGGAUUAAACUCUCCUGAAACAGUGGCCAAUGAUCCUACAGUGUCCUUCAAGACAGGAUUAUGGUUUUGGAUGAAAAAUGUGCACUCUGUUGUCACCCAAGGCUUUGGUGCAACCAUUAGAGCCAUUAAUGGUAUGGAAUGUGGUGGCGGUAACCCAUCCGCAGUUCAGGCUCGUGUUGAUUAUUACACACAAUAUUGUAGUCAAUUUGGUGUGUCUACUGGUGAUAAUCUUACUUGCUAAGCUAGCUAGACAUACAAAACAUACAAACACAUAUACUAUAUAUAAGUAUAUUAUAAGUAUGAAUAAAUGAUAUCAUAGUGUAAUGAUAUCAUAGUGUUGUAAAUUCAAUAAUUCAAUUUCUCCUUUUAUAACA
Trifolium pratense (red clover) is the source of this 1007-nucleotide messenger RNA. RefSeq names its product endochitinase PR4-like. Gene Ontology annotation, biological process: cell wall macromolecule catabolic process; chitin catabolic process; carbohydrate metabolic process. Lineage: Eukaryota; Viridiplantae; Streptophyta; Magnoliopsida; Fabales; Fabaceae. The transcript is spliced from 2 exons. The record is from RefSeq and is a predicted model, not a curated record. The coding region runs from base 38 to 874 and encodes 278 amino acids. Gene Ontology annotation, molecular function: chitin binding; chitinase activity.